This is a messenger RNA of Aspergillus nomiae NRRL 13137, 996 nucleotides long. RefSeq names its product class I SAM-dependent methyltransferase. NCBI's taxonomy places the organism in Eukaryota, Fungi, Ascomycota, Eurotiomycetes, Eurotiales, Aspergillaceae. Bases 1 to 996 code for a protein of 331 amino acids. The transcript has a single exon. The record is from RefSeq and is a predicted model, not a curated record. Gene Ontology annotation, molecular function: S-adenosylmethionine-dependent methyltransferase activity.
AUGAAGUUGCCUGCUUCAUUUGCAUACUUGAGACGCUGCCAUCCUCGCCACUUAUCAGCUCUGUACCAUACUCGCAGACCCUUCAGCACCACAACAACCCACCUCAACAAGGAUGGCGACUCCGCCAAUGUAUGGAACCUGACCCACGAAGACGUCUCCCAGUACUGGAGAGGCUACCUUGCCACACGCCCCAAAUAUACAGACGCAUUCUACGACCUGAUCUACAACUACCAUGCCUCACACUCACAAUCAAAACCGCCCUCAUUCUCCAUCGCCCACGACGUCGGCGCUGGACCGGGCCAGGUCUCCGCGAAACUGGCCCAGAGAUUCUCCCACGUCGUCGUAAGCGAUAACAACGAGAACCACGUCAAUUAUGCCAAGCACUUCCUGUCAAACACCAGCGUGCCAGCAUCCCGAUUCUCUUUUGCAGUCAAGAAAGGGGAAGACCUGGGCUCCAAGUACCCACCCGCCUCCGCCGAUCUGGUCGUCAGUGCACUCAUGUUCCCGCUCAUGGAUACCAUGUCUGCGCUGCGAAGCUUCCAUGCGCUUUUAAAGCCUGGUGGAACGCUCGCGAUAUGGUUUUAUGGACGUGCGCACUUCGCCGAGCUCGAGUAUGCGGGGCUGUGUCAACCGCUCUUGGACAGGAUCAUCAAUCAUCAUUUCUCGGGCGUGAUUGCCGGAGGGGGCCCGGAGCACACGGCGGGAUGGAAGCAUGUGGCGGAUGGCAUAGCCAGUUGGCUGGAUUAUAUCCCCUUUGCGAACGAGGACUGGGGGUCUGUCGAGCGACACAAGUGGAAUGCGAAAUGGACUAGUCUGGGGUUCUUUGGUAACGAGGCGUGCAAUUUUGCCGUGGAGCCGAGGAGUAGUGUCACAGACGCGGAGGCGGUGAUCGACAGGGACGAUAGGAGUCUCUGGAGGAAGGAUUGGGAUGUGGGUCAACUUCGUGAGUUCGUUCAGUAUAUAUACCUUUUCAGGGGAUGGAGGAGGAAUCUGUGA